AUGUCUAAGAUCGUGUUGCUGAGACUCAGCGACAACGGCGAGCCAUUGGUGAACAACUCCAACGGUGUUCUCGGUCUUCCGGCUAGUCCGCCACCUAAGGAUUGGAAGAAGGGGGAUCCCAUAUUCACUCUAAGACUUUUUAUUGCAGCCGGAUCAAAGAUCACAAACAAAGGGCAUAUCUGGACAGAUAUGCCUCCAGAUUCAACCUCUGGGUUUUCAAGAUCGAAAUUCUACAGCCAUUCCAUCGAUUGCUCUGCCCACAAGGACUCAACAAUAGACCUGCCUAUAUAUACAGCCGGAUCCUAUUGUUAUUACGUGGCCUAUCACUCAAUAGAGAAUGAGGAGGAGUCUCAGAAGCUCACUACUACCAGAAAAACGCAUUUUGUGGUUCCGCCAAGCUUGUCUAUCAACGGCGAGUUCUUGCCUUUGAAUGCCAUUACAUUGCAGUCUGUCGUUUCCAAAUGGGUUGGGAAAGACUUGGAAAAAGACUGGGAGCCAUUGUUUGCUCAUGUGAAGAGCAAAGGCUAUAACAUGAUUCACUUUACUCCUUUACAGGUUAGAGGUGAAUCCAAUUCUCCAUAUUCUAUCUACGAUCAGCUAUCUUUCGAUGCGGAUGUUUUCAAAGGAGGGGUUGAUGAGGUUCGGGCUAUGACUCAAAAGCUGCAGAAGGAACAUGGCAUUUUGUCAAUGACAGAUAUGGUGUGGAACCAUACUGCCAACAACUCUGAUUGGCUGCGUGAGAAUCCCGAGGCAGGAUACAAUCAAGAGACUGCCCCUCAUCUGGAAGCAGCAAUUGUUCUUGAUAAGUCGCUGCUUCAUUUCAGUAAGUACAUGAAAUGGCAUGGGUAUCCCACGGAUAUACGCUCUACUUCUGACUUGCUGAAGAUCAUGGAUGGUAUCAAGAUUCAUGUUUUGGGUGACCUAAAGCUUUGGCAGUACUAUGUCUUGAACGUUCAGCAACACCUGGAAGAACUCGAGAAAGCUUGGUCAAACUUGGCAAUCACUCCUACCAAGAUUCCGGAAGAUGUAAAGAACAAUCUCAAGAGUCUUUCCAAGUUUGUGGUUCAACUGGCACGUCCACAAGGAUUUGAACUAAGUUCCAGGAAUGCCAAUAAGCUCGACAUCUACAAGUUUGCAAGUGUUCUUCGCACUUUGGCCGGUGAAGACGCAGAUUUCUCUGAGGCAAAGAGUCAUGCUCAUAAGAUUCUGGAUGAGAUAAACUUGCCACUAUACAAAGCUUAUGACGAGGAUAACAGUGAAAUUCUUGAGCAGGUCUACAACAGGAUCAAGUAUCUUCGGCUUGAAGACAAUGGCCCCAAAUUGGGACCUGUGACCGAAUACAGUCCUCUGACGGAGCCAUAUUUCACCAGGUUUGAAGAUGCCUCUGGUAAAGAAUGGGCUCUGGCUAACAACGGUUGGAUUUGGGGAGGUAAUCCUCUGGUGGAUUUUGCUUCCAGUCAAUCCAAGGCUUAUCUGAGAAGAGAAGUGAUCAUUUGGGGCGACUGUGUUAAACUUCGCUAUGGAAAGUCUCCAGAGGAUUCACCAGCUCUCUGGGAACGAAUGACUAAAUACACUCAAUUGUCUGCGUCUAUAUUUGAUGGGUUCAGAAUUGACAACUGUCAUUCUACUCCUCUGCAUGUGGGGGAAGCAUUACUUGACAUUGCUAGGAAAACCAAUCCGAAUCUCUACGUUGUUGCCGAACUAUUCACGGGAGAUGAAAACAUAGACGUUUUGUUUAUGGAAAGACUAGGAAUUUCUUCAAUCAUAAGGGAAGCAAUGCAAGCUUACUCAGUUGGUGAGCUCUCUAGGUUGGUUCACAUGCAUGGUGGUAAACCCAUUGGUUCUCUUCAAUGGUUGCCCUUGGAUGAACUCGCUAUAACAGCUGAUCGGUCUGAGUUUUCGAAACGCUCUGAGGAGAAUAUCAACAAUGUCUCCGAACUGCCUGUACCAGAGAUGAUGGUAUCCCAACCUCCGCAUGCUCUAUUCAUGGACUGUACUCAUGAUAAUGAGAUGCCGAAUGAUAAACGCACUGUCGAGGACACCCUUCCGAAUGCGGCCCUGGUUGCCCUGUGUUCUUGUGCUACUGGUACUGUGUUUGGCUACGAUGAAUGCUAUCCGCAUCUGCUGGACGUGGUCCACGAGAAAAGGCUUUACAAUUAUGAAGACGAUAUGGGUAUAAGCUCUGCCAAAAAGAUCCUCAAUGGUAUAAGAACUGAGCUUGCUGAGCAGACCAAGAAUGACGUUGACCAGAGUGAAGUUCACAUUCACCAUGAGGGCCAGUACAUCAUCCUGCAUAGAUUGAACAGCAAAACUGGAAAGGGAUACUUUCUGGUCGCCAGAACCAAGUUUGUUGCUGAUGGUAACCAGGUACUGGCUCCGAUCUAUCUUAGUGGAAUCAAAGCUACACCUGCGUUUUCUUACACUUUGUCCAGGACAGGAGACGCUCCAUCAGGCUCUUCCGCAGAUGAGCGCAUUCUCCCUGUUCCCGUGGAGCUGACUGCGAUUCAAAAUCCGGAAGCGGAGUUUGACGAAGAGAAGAAUGAAACUGUAAUCCGUAUCUCGGAGUACUUUCCUCAAGGAUCGAUUGCUAUUUUGAAUACAGAGAUCGCUGGAUGUGAUGACGAACUCGACAAGUUCGUUAGGAGUGGUGCUAUUGCGGCUGCAGAAAAGCUAUCGCUGAUAGAUCUGAAUGCGAUCCUGUACAAGUGUGAAUCCGAAGAGAGAGAUGCAAGUGCUGGUACCGAUGGAGUAUACAAUGUGCCCAACUAUGGCCAUUUGGUAUAUGCCGGACUCCAGGGUUGGAUCUCUGCUUCAAAGGAUGCUAUCAAGGGCAACGACCUUGCCCAUCCGCUAGUUGAGCACUUGAGAAGUGGAAGUUGGGCCUGUGACUAUGUCGUGAAUAGGCUCGACAAAUAUUCGGGAUCAGAGGGAGUCAAAAUGUUUCAGGACUGGCUGCGUUCCAGACUACAGCGUAUAAAGCAAGUACCAUUUUUCCUUCUGCCACGGUACUUCCUUCUUGUGAUAGGUAUUGCCUAUGAAGCUUUGAGGUUUACAGCACUGAGUCUGAUGACACAGAAAUUACAGGAAAGUACGGCAUUUGUACAGAGUUUGGCGAUGUGUUCAGUACAGAUGGUUGGUUCUAUGAGGACAGCUUCCCUGAAUACUUUUGAGAUUGUGCCUUCUCUGGCUGCUGGUCUUCCACAUUUUAGCUAUGACUUCAUGAGAUGUUGGGGUAGAGACGUAUUUUUGGCACUGCGUGGGCUUCUGAUAGCUACAGGUAGAUUCGACGAAGCAAAGUCACACAUUUUGAACUUUGCGAUGACCCUGAAGCAUGGUUUGAUUCCUAAUCUUUUGGGGUCGGGAAAGGAUCCAAGAUAUAACGCAAGAGAUGCCGCAUGGUUCUUUUUGCAGUCUAUCCAGGAGUACGCGAAUUUUGCGCCUGAUGGUGACUCCAUCCUGAAUGAGACCGUCAAGAGGAGGUUCUUGCCUUUUGACGAUACCUACUUCCCCCAAAAUGAUCCCCGUGCUUUCAGUCAGGAGUCGACUUUGGAGGAAAUAAUUUACGAGAUUCUUGCGAGACAUGCGAAAGGAAUCAGCUACCGUGAAGCAAACGCAGGGCCCAAUCUUGAUUCUCAAAUGCGCGAUGAAGGCUUCAACGUGAAUGUACAUGUGGAUUGGACAACAGGUUUGGUACAUGGUGGGAAUCAAUUCAACUGUGGUACCUGGAUGGACAAAAUGGGUGAAAGCACAAAAGCAGGAAAUAAAGGUAUCCCGGGAACACCCAGAGAUGGUGCGGCUAUAGAAAUCAAUGGUCUUUUGAAGAGCGCCUUGCGUUUUGUGAAUGCUCUUCAAGACGAGAAGAAGUUCAAAUAUACUGACGUUGAGAAGCAGGACGGAACCAAAAUAUCUUUGAAGGACUGGGAGGCCCUUCUUCAAGAAAACUUUGAACGCUGCUACUACAUUCCGGAAGAUCCUGGUGAGGACCAGGACUAUGAUGUUAACCCUGAUAUUGUGAACAGAAGAGGAAUCUACAAAGAUCUCUACAAAUCUGGCAAGCCGUAUGAGGAUUAUCAACUUCGGGGUAACUUCCCUAUUGCAAUGGUUGUUGCUCCAGAACUAUUCGAUCCGGAAAAGGCCUUCAAGAGCAUCCAAAAGGCUGAUACCAUUAUGAGGGGUCCUAUAGGGCUUAAAACUCUGGAUCCUUCGGAUCUGAACUAUAGGCCUUUCUACAACAAUUCCGAAGACAGCGAGGAUUUUGCAACCUCGAAAGGCAGAAAUUAUCACCAAGGUCCUGAAUGGUGCUGGAUUCUGGGCUUCUAUUUGAGAGCCUUCAAGAUAUUCUACUAUGCUCAGCAUCCUGAGUGUUCAACACCAAAUGGCAAAGCUGCGGACUAUCUUCACCAACUGUUGUCAAAAAGAAUGAUUGCCCAUCGUGACAUGAUCCAGUCCACUGUUUGGGCAGGAUUGACUGAACUGACCAACGAAAAUGGUGCCUAUUGUGCAGACUCGUCUCCAACCCAGGCCUGGAGUGCUUCGUGUUUGUUGGACCUCUUCUGCGACCAAUGGGAAGAUGAAGGGUUUAAGUAA
Molecule: messenger RNA, 4587 nt
Organism: Kuraishia capsulata CBS 1993
Lineage: Eukaryota; Fungi; Ascomycota; Pichiomycetes; Pichiales; Pichiaceae
Exons: 1
Coding region: 1-4587 (1528 amino acids)
Biological process (GO): glycogen biosynthetic process; glycogen catabolic process
Molecular function (GO): 4-alpha-glucanotransferase activity; amylo-alpha-1,6-glucosidase activity
Source: RefSeq, a predicted model, not a curated record